UCACUCAUCUUUCAACAAGCGCGGAUCGGCAAACGGUAAACGAACUGACGACGAAAAUAAAGUGCUGCUGCCGUGUGUGUGGUGGAAGCAGAGGGGAAAAUUUUUAAGUUUGGUUUUUCAGCCAGGAAAAAUCGUGUCGAAUUGCGUGCCGGGAGAAGACGCAGUAAUUCGCGGUGACCGCGUUUUGCGGGGGUGGAAGCAGGUCGCACCGAUUUUUGGCCAAUGACGUGAGAAGAAAAAAAAGCAAAGAUAGUGAGGUUCAGCGGGAGCAAAGCGGAACGACCUUCAGUGGGCAGAGUGUUUUUGUUGUCGUUGUUGCUUUUGUCCCUAAAUCGUCAUUGCUGGUGCAAGCAAGCAAGUGUCGGCCAAAACAGAAUUCCGGAGUUGGUUCCGGUGGAGGUUUGUGGAAGCUUGAGUAGAGUGGCGAAUUGCGUCUUUCGGAAAAACGAGUGUUCGACAAGUCGAAAUUUUAGUGUCCAGGUGUGAAAAGCUCGAUUCCGGGAAAAGGUCGGAGCAAAUCAGCAUCGAGGAAAAAUACCAAAUAAAUACUGUAAGGGAAGGCAGCAUCAGCAGCAGCGUUCAAGGUUCUUCCAAGGCAAUUGUCCCAAAAAGGGAAGGCGAUUCGCGACCAGCCUCUGAGGGGUGGCCCCGCGGGAGGAAGCGGUCAUCAGCAGCAGACGACGACGACGACAACUCUGGUAACUCAUCGUGGAACCGGCAUGGGACGGAACUUUGUGCUAACCUAGCUUUAAAUCCGGACAAGAAAUCCGGCGAAAUUGCGACCCGCAUCGACGGAGACUUUCGGCCACAGCUUCCGAGCCGGAACAACAGCAGCAGCGGCAAGGGCAAGAUUCGUUCCGGAACCGACGGCGAGGCCGACCAACGACGGUGUUGUUCCGGUCCGGGUGGCUGUACCGGGUGUUGCUGUUGUUGCUGCUGCGGCGGAUGCUGCCGGCGGAACGGCGGCCAAUCGACCCAGAACCAGCGCAGACGAAGACGAAGCACCGGAAGUGGCAACGGAGCGGCAGUUGCUGGUGAGUCGCGACAGGUGCGAAAGUCGCGCAGUGCCAGUAGCGGUGGAGGGGCAGGAGGGGCAGCAGCAGGUGGACGUGGGGCUAUGGAGACCACCCACCUGGUGACGGAGUUUAUCACGCACACCGGCGCCAACGCCCAGGACGCCGUCAGCUGUCUCAAGUCGUGGGAGUGGGAUCUGAAGAAGGCGCUCAUCGAUUAUAAUGAUACAUCAACAACCGAGUACUUUAACAACAAGAAAAACGACAAUGAGAUAUUAAUGAAAGCCGCCGCAAGUUCCUCCGCAUCACAAAUUCCGCCACUUUCCGCCAGCAAUAAGCGGAACGGCCUCGGCGGCAGCAGCGUCAGCUUGCACCGUCAGCAACCGAUCCAACAUCCGGUGGUCGGGCCACGUUCCAGCACCGGCAGCAGCAGCGGCGAUUACGGCGGAACAACGACGUCUACCGCGACCGCGACGACAACGUCCUCUUCCAGCCAUCACCACCACCACCUCCAGCAUCAUCCUUCUUCUGCGCAAUCGACGUCCUCAAACAGCCAUCACCAGAGCCACAACAAUCACCUGCCGUUGCACUAUCAUUACGGUGCCAACGGCAGUGCCAGCAACGGAACGACGACGACGACGAUGCUGCUGAAGCCCGCGCUCACCAAAACCGACUCGAUUGACAUUUUUGACUGCAAAAAGCUCGAACGGGGCAUCUCGCGGGCCACGGAAAAUGUGAACCUGGUGUCGCGCGCCCGCCAGGAGUUCGAGAUGGACUUUCACAGCCCGCUGUCCGGCUGCGCCGAGCAGAACGCCAAGAAUCUGAACUUUAUCGACACGCCGGACUACACGUUCACGCUGCCCGAUCUGACCAAGUACUCGGACGACUUUCGGAAAUUUCUCGAGAAGGAUCUGAUAGAGAGCUCGACACUCAACUCGCUGGAGGCGACGAACCGGCUGAACUGGUGGUACGACUCGGGCGUUUGUCGGAAGCUGUGGCCGCUCGCGACGACAGGUGACGGCAACUGCCUGCUGCACGCGGCAUCCCUGGCGAUGUGGGGCUUCCACGAUCGGCGGCUUACGUUGCGGCGGACGCUGCACGACAUCCUGUCGAAGGAGGAGUUCCGGGAUGCGUUGUACCGGAGGUGGCGCUUCCAGCAGACGCGACUGAAUCGGCAGGCCGGGUUUGUGUUCUGCGAGUCCGAGUGGGCCCGCGAGUGGGAGGAGAUUGUGGCGAUUGCGUCGCCCGAGCCGAGAAGGAACUCCAAAAGUGGUCAGCAGGGUUCGGGGGCGGGGGCGGCCUCCAGGAGGAGGUCGCUGUUGAUCGAGAAGAGUAUGGACGGUGGGGAGGGAGGGGAUGAGAAUGCCGCGACGUACGAGAGCUUGGAGGAGAUUCAUGUGCUGGCGUUGGCGCACAUUUUGAGGAGGACGAUUAUCGUGGUGUCGGAUGUGUUCUUGAGGGACAUGAACGGGGAGGCGUUUUCGCCGAUUCCGUUCGGUGGGGUGUAUCUGCCGUUUGAGGUGCCCUCGAACGAGUGCCAUAGAGCGCCGCUGUUGUUGGCGUACGACAUGGCGCACUUUUCGGCGCUGGUGGCGAUGGAGACGGCUGGGGAUUUUCCACCGGCAUUGAUUCCGCUGGUGGACGCCAGCAAUCAGCUGUUGCCGAUUCAGUUCUGCAUCGAUCCGGGCCGGGACUUUGACUGGCGGGAGUACGACGGGGCGGACGGGAACUGGGUGUUGACGGACCGGGAGCACGUGGCCCUGUUGAAGGAAUAUCUGGACAUUGUGUACGCCCCGGCGACGGCCGACAGUCCGGACGGGGAUCCGGACACGUACGACGACUACUCGGAUGAAGAGUACGAGAAGCGACUGGCAGAUGGGGAGUUUGUGUUCGCUGACGAGAACCACAACAGUGGGACGAACCUGGCUGCGAUGACCGCUUCGAAUCAGUCGCUGCCACCGACGUCGUCGAGCGGGAAGAGCAAGGCCGCCAAGCAGCUGCAGAGUGUGGCGAAGCAGUUCGGAAGCAUCGGCAAGAGCAUGAGCAAAAAGUUGAAGAAGAACAUCGGAUCGAUCACGCGGAUCGGGAGUAAAAGUGGGUCGCACAAGAAGCCCAACGUUACGGCGAACAAGGACCGAGAAUACCCCAAAUUUAGAAUCCUGUGCGCCACGCUGAAGGCACGCCGUCACGAGUACCAAGAGGAGAUGAUCAAGAACUACCUGGAGUGCGCCCAGGAACGAUAUCUAGAACUGGAGCGCUCCAAGGAACGUCGCGAGCUCGACAAACUCAGCAAAUACGUCGACUCCGGCCACGACAUGACCGAUUACGGCUCCGAACCACCCACAACCGACCUGGUCAACUGCAUCAACGCGGGUUGCCUCAACUACGGCACCGUCGCUACCAGCUACAUGUGCUUGGAGUGCUACGAAACGCAAAAGAAGCGCGAAACCAUCAACGUCACCGACUUCACGCCCCGCUACGGCACCGGCAAGUCCAAGUUCUACGCCCAAGCCGACAUGGAGUCGCACGACCGCAUCCAGCGGCUCCCCAGCGUGCGCCGGCUUAACGAGCUCGACCAAACCCUCUACCUGUCCCACUCGACCUUCUACAACGACCAGCGCGCCGCCAUGAUCAGCAACGCCCAAUCCCUGCAAUCUUCCUCCAACUACCGGCACGGCUUCAGCCCGACCGACCGCACCAAAAACGGCCACCACUCGCCGCCCAACUAUUCCACCUGUGCCAAACUGGCGACGGCCACCUCGGGCGGCAUCGUCGCGACCGUCUACUCCCCGGGAAACACCAUCCUGAACCGCGUCCCGCCCUCGGGCGGCAUGUGCGUCUCUCUUCCACCUCCCUCCCCGAGCCCGCAACCGCCAACGCCGCAACUUCCCAGUGCGUCUUCCUCGUCCGGAAUGUCCUCGUCGUCCUCCUCCGGCUCAAACACGUCGGAAACGCUGCUCCGCCAGCAGCAGCAGCAGGUCAACCUGGCGCCCUCUGGAGCUGGCGGCGCCACCACCAGCAGUCACUACGGCAAGAGCCAGAUGUGCCGGACGGAGGGCUGCAAGUUCUACGGCAGUAUCAACACCAACUUUUACUGCUCCAAGUGCUGCCAGGAGUACAACAUCUAGAGGCGCACAGACUCUCGCUGUAAAUAGACGACGACAAGGUAAGAGAGAGUUGUUAUUCUUCUACUUAUAAUUAUACAAUUGUACACACACAAACACACACUCACACUCACACGUAUAGGAUACAAACACGCAACACCUAACUUUAGUCAGAGCUAACUAUACUAUCUAUAACUGCGAGAAGAAAAGAGAGCGUCAAAUAAACCGAACGAGCUACCAAGCGUCCCCGUUGAAUAUACUCACACUAAGUUACAGCAUUCGAUGGAGACGCAUGGUUGGUCAACUCUGAAAAAAUCUCAACAGUUAAAAAAAAUCACCCAUUUGAUAGUUUUCUUUAAUUUAUAAAACAAUUCUAAACGGUGCCGCUAAAAACGAUUCAAAUUGAUACAGGACGUGUGAAAAAUUAAAGGUUAUGCAAGUAACUUAUGAAAGUUAUACCGUUAAUUUUUUAAUCGUUGAGUUGAGAGAUACAUUUGGAUCUUUCCUUCAAUAAGAAAGAAGGUUCUUUCCUCGGUUGUUGUUGUUGAUCGAGUUACAAACAAGUUAUGUGUUGAUGUUGUUUGGUUAAGGGAUAACGAUGUUGGUAUCGUGUGAAUUCAUUUCUAAGUGAAAUUUAACUGCUGAGAAAUGAAAAAUAUGUUUUAUAAAAUUUUAAGCUUUACGGUUUUUAUAGAUGAAAUUAUUGAAUAAAUUCUACAUUUAUUUUAUUCUUUGAAAAUAGCUAAUUACUUUUUCUUUCUUAAAGCAACUUUAGUUUCUCUUCAAGUUUUUUUUAUGUUCAAAGUGCUUAUUCGCUCGCAAAAAAGCAACAAAUUCAAAUCUCAACGGUUUUAUAAAUUUUGUUCAUCCAUAACUCCUAGCUAUGAUUUCGACAGUUUUUUAAUGUAGUUUUUGUCCUUAUUUCUAAUUUAUUUUAUAUUUGUUUUAGGUUUUCGCAUUCUUUCUUAUUUUCCAAUACUUUCAAAUCUAUGUCGUUUUUUUUUCCUUUAUCGGUUGGUCAGUGUUGUGGUUCACAGAUAAAUAGAACAUCAAUGUAGUUAUUUUCUUGCGGGGUUUGCCCUUUGAUCCUAGAAGCUGAUCUUUCAAAUAGUCUUCUAUAAAAAAAAUCCUCCUUCUUUUUUCCCCCUUUUCCAUUCUGUGGUGACCAAAUGGCCUACUUAUCAUCAACAAAAACAACAGUACUGAUAAUGUCUUUUCAGCAUUUGUAUCGAAAAGAAAUGCUUUUCAACACCGUUUUGUUUUCUGAGUUGACCUAACAUGCCAAACUUAACAAAAUGUACCGAACUUAAAACAUAAAAAAUACUGAUAUGAAUUUUAGGAGAAUAAUUCUAGAGUUUGUUUUUUUGAAAGGUCAAAUCAAAAAAAGAAAUGUUUUUUUUGCCUUUUAAGUGAUAUAAACACCCCUGACUCAAGGCUGUUUACAAGACACCUAAGAACAAAAUUAUUAAAUUUUGUUUAUCGGACCUUUUUUUUUUAAAAAAACUCCAGAAUUAUAUAACAUUUUUUGAAUUAAAUUUUGAAUAUUAUAUAUUCCAAAGCGGAGUAAUUCUUUAGAAUUUCGUAAGUUUCAAGAUUUUUAUUUUUUUUUUAUUUGAAUGAACUUUGUCCUUGCGUUGUCUGUGCAUUAUUUGUUUUAUCUGUGCAGAUUUCCGGAUUUGCAAAUUUUCUUAUCGAGUUGGUGUCUUCGACAAAGUUUUAUGUUAUAAUUAGGACUUUUCAGAAAAAACUGUUGUUUGAUGUUCUUCUUUAAUAAGGCCGUUUCAAAUAUUUUUAGAAGUUAAUGUCCCUCGACUCUGGGUUACACGUAUUUUGAAAGUUUUUUUUUGUUAAAUUUAUUGCAUUGGAUGUUAAUUUUUUGCGAUUUAAAAGUAACCUAGCGAAACAUAUUUUUGUAUGAAAAAACUUAUGUUGCAAAAUGGCUUCUUUUGACAUCGGGAAUGCAUGUACAAAUUUUUAUAUGUUGAUAUAACGUCAUGAUUCGAAUUCCCGGACGCUUCGAAACCCGGACACUUCAUCUUGUUUUAUCAAUUAUUUGGAUAUAAGUUCGCAUUAUGAAUGUCAAAACUGUGUUAUUUGACAUCAACUUUCAUUUAAAGUUUGUUUGAACGCUGUAGUUAAUGUCAAAACAAUAAAAUAAAAUAAAAUUAUAAGAUUACCAAAAAUGCGAAACAUUUCAAUUGAAAUAUUUCAUAGGCGUCCGAAGCAACGGGAAGGCAAAGCAAAAUUUAUGGGUUUGAUUUCCUUAAAUUCUAGCAAAUUUUUAUAUAAAAUAUUGAUUGUUUUGAUGUUAACAGCUUAUUUGAGCCCUAAAGAAUGCCAUUCACUAACAUUUCAGUCCAAAUUUGUGCGAUUCAUUAGCAAAAACGAGUGUCCGGAAUUCGAAGCAAAAGUGUCCGGAUUUCGAAUCGGCUUUUAUGAGUGUCCGGGAUUCGAAGCACAACAAGUCAUUUUAAUUUUCAAAUUCUGAUGAAAAAUUGUUAGAAAAGACAUAUUUUGCAUGCAUUCUCUUAAAACUGACUGUUAAUACUACAUCCUGAUGAUAUUUCUUUAUUUCCAACUUAUUACAUGAUUUUUUGUCAGCUAUAACGAAACUGAUAUGCUACUAAGUGUCCGGAUUUCGAAUCAUGACGUUAUUCAUUUGGGCAAACGUAGAGAAUAUCUCUAGAUAAACAAAAUUUUGAAUUUGUGCUUUCUUGGUGUUUUUAAAACCACCUUGAGUCAGGGGUAUUUAAAAACACCUCAAAUGCAAAAAAUAUUUACUACCCCAUCCGAAGGAAGGCGUGAUCAGACAAAUCUCGUCUCAAAAUACAAUAUAAAAAAUACACCACGGCUUAUUUUGUUUAUGUGACCCUUCAAAAAACCUCCUCCUUAGAAAGCAGGAAGAUUUCGAUGUUCCACUUUUUUAAGGGGAUAAGGGAAACUUUCAUGGUAACCUUGAGUAAGCUUCGCUAGGAAUAGGUCGUUUUUAUUUCUAUUUUGAAAACAAAAUUUCCUGUUAUGGAAUAACAUCCUAAACAGUUAUUGCAAUGUUGUUCAAUGAAUAUUUGUAUCACUUCUUUUCCCCCUCUUCAGCAUUAUUUAAUUUUAAAUUUGAAUUUUACUACUAUUCAUUAUUUGCUAAGAUUGUUUGUUCUAAAUCCCAUUCGCAAUUAUUUUUUUAAACCAAAGUAUUCUUAACAAAAAAACAGGCAGCUGUGCAUGUCGUCUAAACGGGGUUUCACCUGAAACCGGUUUCAUCUAUAGUUCUUCAAACCCGUUCCGGUAGUUCUUAACCAACCCCCUCCCCCUCCCUCUGCCCUUGAGCUUUAAGCAAAUCAAAUGUACAGAAACACGAAGAACGCUUCCACAGAAGCCGUUGUUGAGCUUCUUUCAAAACUAAUAAAUUCACUACACUCUCGUCUCGUAAAGGAGCUAUUACACUAUGGCAAACAAACAAAAAAAAAACUCGCAUUUUUUCGCGUUUGACAGUUUGCCAAACUCACAAACAAGAUAAAGUGUAUGCAAGCUGACGUUUCUGAAAACACAUGUUAGCGAACAAACAACGCAGGCAAUCUGCCAAACUGUCAACAUGUGCGAGUUUGUUUGCCGUAGUCUAAUACCUCCUUAAGAGGGGGGUGAGACUUAUUGAAAAACAUAUCGAAAAAAAAAAAACUGAAGAAAAGUUGAGUUAAUUACAAGGACGAAAUCGCUUCAAAAGCUGAGACGAGGAUCAAAACUCUGUAUACCAAAAAAGUGAAUAUAUAAAAAUCGCGAAAACCGUAAUGAAACCGAUGAGUAAGAGAAAACAUACAAUACAAUUUACCGUGUAUUUGGGGGCUGAAAGCUAACAUUAAUUUCGAAGAAAGUUAACGUCGGGCGCGGAAAGAGGGUUAUGAUUUUUAAGUGUGCCUUUUAGUUUUGAAUUUUUUUUUGCGACGAGCUUGUCGAGUGGAGAAAAAAACAAAAGUGAUUUUCGUUUCAAUUUCGAUCUUAUACACUUGAAAACGGAGUCUUUUUCGCAGCGAGCAAGUAUUAAGAAUGAAGAGCAAAAUGAUGGUACUUAACAUUAAAUUUUCAAAUUCACGUUGAUUGCUAGUCGCUCCCGGCUACAACCGUUGCAGCUGAAAGCCAAAAAAAAAAACGGUAAACCUGCAAACAAAAGUUAUGAUUUCACGACGCGAAACCCCAUUUUCAAAUAUAACAGCAAAUUACCGUUGAAACACAUAAAUAACCAUAAAAGUACACACACACAUUUGUUAUCCAGAGAAAGCCAACCAUAACAUACAGUUGAAACCUUUAAAACACACACACACAGGAUGGUAACAAUAUUUAAAGUUAAUAUUACAACUGGAAACUCAACCAACAAAUCACAACGCAACCUGCUAUAUAUUGAGAAUGGAUUACAAAAACUCGUAGAGAAAGAAACAUAUAGAAAGAAAGAGAGAGAGCUAAAAGUGGAAUAUUUUUCGAACUAGUUAUGAAACGUUACGCCGAAUGUAUUGAACUAAGGAGGAAAUACGAAAGUCGAAAUGAGAAGAAAAAAAACAAAGAAUUAAAACCGCGUAGAAUAGGCGAAACAGGUGAUAAGUGGAAACAAAUAACAUAACAGAAGAAACGAGAGAGAAAAAUAUAAUGCAGAGGAAACGUAAAUUAUACAUACUAUAUUUAUUGUAUUGAAGAAGAGUCGUGUGAAAUAAAAAAAAAACAAAGCGAGAUGACAAAAGAACUAGUGUGAUCACGGGAAACUAGGGUGAUCACGAGGAAAUAGGAGUGAAAAAAAGAAACACGAAACAAAAAAAAACAAACAUUUAAAACAAAACAGGUGAACCUUGUUAAGCUACCAAAUAAAAGAUUGCGCGACGAUGUGAUAUUGAUGAAACAGAAA
Culex pipiens pallens (northern house mosquito) is the source of this 9002-nucleotide messenger RNA. Its product is annotated as OTU domain-containing protein 7B-like. NCBI's taxonomy places the organism in Eukaryota, Metazoa, Arthropoda, Insecta, Diptera, Culicidae. The transcript has 6 exons. Gene Ontology annotation, molecular function: zinc ion binding; K63-linked polyubiquitin modification-dependent protein binding; cysteine-type deubiquitinase activity. Gene Ontology annotation, biological process: protein K48-linked deubiquitination; protein K11-linked deubiquitination; protein deubiquitination involved in ubiquitin-dependent protein catabolic process. Gene Ontology annotation, cellular component: cytoplasm; nucleus. The record is from RefSeq and is a predicted model, not a curated record. The coding region runs from base 1118 to 4141 and encodes 1007 amino acids.